GACCAAUGUUGUUGAUAGCGUGAGCAGAGAAAGGUGCUUAGCUGCCCUCCACUCUUCUUUCAGAUAUUUCCAACUUUCAAGGUUGUUCUUCGUGGACAGAAGUUCUCCUGGUGAAGCGGUUGUCCAGCUGCCAACAUGGACUUCCAGCACAGAGCUGGCGGCAAGACGGGCAGUGGUGGGGUGGCCUCCUCCUCGGAGAGCAACCGAGACCGCAGAGAACGCUUACGGCAGUUGGCGUUGGAGACCAUCGAUAUCAACAAGGAUCCCUACUUCAUGAAAAAUCACUUGGGAUCCUAUGAAUGCAAACUCUGUCUUACUCUGCACAACAAUGAGGGAAGCUACCUCGCUCACACACAAGGCAAGAAGCAUCAGACCAAUUUGGCUCGGAGAGCAGCCAAAGAGGCGAAAGAAGCUCCUGCACAGCCUGCACCUGAAAAGGUCAAGGUCGAGGUCAAGAAGUUUGUUAAAAUUGGGCGACCGGGAUACAAAGUGACAAAGCAGAGGGAUCCAGAGAGUAACCAGCAGAGUCUUCUGUUUCAGAUUGAUUAUCCAGAGAUAGCAGAGGGCAUUGGUCCUCGGCAUCGCUUCAUGUCGGCCUAUGAGCAGCGCAUCGAGCCCCCAGACCGCCGCUGGCAGUACCUGCUACUGGCUGCCGAACCAUACGAGACCAUCGCCUUCAAGGUUCCUAGCAGAGAGAUUGACAAGGCAGAGAGCAAGUUUUGGACUCAUUGGAAUAGAGAAACGAAGCAGUUCUUCCUGCAGUUCCACUUCCGCAUGGAGAAGAUGACUCCCAUGCCUGGCGGCCCGGCGCCCCCCAUGGGGGUGAAGCGGCCGCCCCCUCUCAUGAGCAGCAUGGACCCUCGGCCGCCCAACGACCACCCCAUGCCCCCUCCUCCACCGGGCGGGAUGCGCAUGCCCCCGCUGCCCCCCGGGGCACCAGGACCACCACCGAUGCCACACCAGAUGCGUGGCCACCACGGAAUGCCUCCCAUGCCACCCAUGAUGAGACCCCCAUUGCCCACAGGUGGACCGGGAAGGAUGCCCCCACCACCAUCAAACUGAUGAGGACACUGGGGGAUAGGAAAGUGCCCCUGUUUGGCAAUGCCCAUUGGCAUCACUUUGUCUCCCAACUUUAUUUUGUCAUUUCAAGUUUAGAGAGGGAGAGGGACAGAGCAACUUGUAGAGAGUUACUUGUGCACAAUCCCUGGUGCUGAACAAAAAGAUUACGUAUUUUUGGAAAAAAGGUUCGCACACUUUUUUGGAUUUUUCUUCUUGAAUCUGAGGAAGACCGAGAGGUCGAAACGUCAUUGCCAAUGGAUGAAUAAAUAAAAAGAUGAAAAAAUAACUUCAAGAAGAAAAAUCCAAAGAAGUGUGCGAACCUUUUUUCAAAAAAAAAAAAGAGGGACAGAGCAAGCCAUGGAGGCAAGCGGACACGCUCAUUGCUCACUUGGUAGUUGACCAAGUCAGUGUUUUGGUUUUGGUUUGGAGAUGUCAGCAUAGAAAAUGAAUGGAAGCUGAGUUUCCUGUCCCAUAACCCAACCUACGGAAGAGUGCUCGACUGCUGUUUUUACGCUGGUAUGACAUGAUGAAUGAAUCUAUUUUGAAGAUGUUCAUGAUGUGUUUUUCUGUUUUUAUUACUGUUGGAAAUUUGUAUUUAAUAGUAUGUAGGUCUCACCAAAGAGACUGAAAACUUUUUAUCAUUAUUAAAACAAUGAAGAAAGUUUUA
This is a messenger RNA of Engraulis encrasicolus (European anchovy), 1726 nucleotides long. RefSeq names its product splicing factor 3a, subunit 2 (gene sf3a2). NCBI's taxonomy places the organism in Eukaryota, Metazoa, Chordata, Actinopteri, Clupeiformes, Engraulidae. The transcript has 8 exons. The record is from RefSeq and is a predicted model, not a curated record. Gene Ontology annotation, molecular function: nucleic acid binding; zinc ion binding. The coding region runs from base 136 to 1062 and encodes 308 amino acids. Gene Ontology annotation, cellular component: nucleus; catalytic step 2 spliceosome; U2-type prespliceosome. Gene Ontology annotation, biological process: spliceosomal complex assembly.